This is a messenger RNA of Oncorhynchus mykiss (rainbow trout), 2257 nucleotides long. Lineage: Eukaryota; Metazoa; Chordata; Actinopteri; Salmoniformes; Salmonidae. The record is from RefSeq and is a predicted model, not a curated record.
UGUAGAUGUUGUGCACCAAUAUUGAAUUUAAAUGCCUGUUAUUUUACAUUAAGUGCCCUUUUAAUAUAGACCACAUGGAAAAAUCAAUAAAUCUGAUUUUUUUUAUAUGAAUCCUACAGACGAAGAACCGUAUAUGUGACAUUUAAAAAAAAAAAAGAGAUAUACAUGAAAAAUCAUUAUUGGACACCAUUUUUCUAUAGUGAACCGGUUUCACAAGCUUUCCAUGCGCUAAUUAACAAUAAUUUUAAAUUUAAAGAUAGGCUCUCGUGGAAUAACCGUUUAUGUGCACCACCUUUCUGUUGCUGAUGAAAAUCGCAGAAAUGUGGGAAAGAAACGUAAAACAAAACUAAAAGAAUGGAAAGACAGGCAAAGGAAGAUCUUACGGGAUGCGGGAAAACCCUAUACAAAUCGUAAGGGUCAAGAAAAAACUGGGAAAAGCUGUCCAAAAGAGGUUCUAUACUGUCCCAUACGAGAAACAACAAGCGUUGAUUCUCUCCGGCUUAGAACAGCAUGAGGUGAAACGGAGACGUAAACCUGAGGAUACAAAGGAGAACAAACGACGGAAACAAACCUUCAAAUACCAUGUACAGCAAGCAGGCCAGAGAUUGAAUGUGUGCAAGGUUACUUUCAUGUCUGUGUUCCAGCUAACCAACAGCCGUCUUCAGGCCACAUCGGAUACAUGCUACAGUGAAAGAGGGCAUCAAGGAGCACAUUCUAUCUUUCCCAAGAACCCAGAACCACUACUCACGGAUGAAGGGGGAUGUACACAGAGAAUACCUCAGCCCUGAUCUGAAUUUGUUGCGAAUGUACCGACUCUACAAAGAGAAUAAUACCACAUCAUCUGCAAAAUUCUGGGUUUAUAGGGACAUUUUCAAACAGCAGAGUCUCAAUUUCGGCCAACCCAGGAGUGACACCUGUGGCAAAUGUGACGCAUUCUUCACUAAGAUGUCAGCAGCAACAUCUGAAGAGGAGAAGAGGAAGAUUGCAGUUGAAAGUGAGUUACACCAUCGAAAAGCCGAAAAGGCCUACACACAGCUUCAAAGUGACACUGAGUGGGCUAAAGCCAAUGCUGACUGCCAUGUCAUUUCUGUGGAUCUACAGGGGGUGAUGUACACCCCUAAUCUGACCCACUCCAAUGUCUACUACCAGCGGCAGCUGUCAAAUUUUAACUUUUGCAUCCAGGAACUUGGAAAAGAAGAUCCUGCAUACAUGUGUGAUUGGCAUGAGGGGAUUGCACACCGAGGGUCCAUUGAGGUGGCAAGCUGCAUAAUGAAGUGGGUGAAGACAAAAUUCACGCCACUCACCAAACCAGAGGUGCGCAAGUUGAUCAUAUUCAGUGACAGAUGCUGUGGGCAGAAUAACAACUGGCGGAUGCUCAAUCUGAUGUCGAUGCUCGUCUCUAUGGGUUACUUUACCCAAGUUGAGCAGAAGUUCAUGGUCUCUGGUCAUUCUUUUCUUCCUUGUGAUCGAUCUUUUGCCACCAUCGAGAAGAGGCGCAAGGUGUCAGUCCUUCAUACACCUGAUGAUGUUUCAAAGAUGAUACUUGAAGCACAACCAGCAAAACCAUUAAAGAUGAGGAUGCAAUGUGAAGACUUCAGGCACCUCCCAGAUUCUGUCCUCAAGCGACCAGCUGGACUACAGAUCACCUCAGUGAGGUGGUUAAAAAAGUCACAGUUGAGGAUCCUUGGAAUCUGUACGCCAAACAGAGCCACAGUCUAUUUGAGGGAUGGAAGUCGUGGCUGAUCUCCAAACCAAAAGGAGGAGCUACACCUCAACCUCCCUAUUUUGCAAGCCACUACCCUAGAGCAUAUGAGAGUCCUCUGCCCAUCAAAAAAAACAAGUGAUGACCAUGCUGAUGACCAUGCUCAACUACUUGCCAGCUGCUGCAUGCUCUUUUUAUGAAUCACUGCAGAGUGAAUAAUUUGUUGUUAAACCAAGCUACAUAAUUAACCGUUUUUUUCUGUGAGUUUAUGAUCCCAUGAACCUGUAUACUGUAGUAUGUUGAAUCUGUAUACAUUUCAAAAGACAUGUCACCCCUAUUGUAGGAAAUUAAAUGUAUCGUAGGUGUUUUCUAUGUGAAUCAAUUUGUGUAUGAUUUGAACCAGCACAAUAUAUUGAAUUAAUUUAAUUUUAAGAUGUUCCUAGUGUAGAAAAUGUUAUGUACAAUGUGUUCUGUUGAUAAUUAUUUUGUGUGAUCAUUUGAACCUUUUUUAAUCUGAAUGAAUUAAAAACAAAUAAGUCAUCACAUACAGUAUGU